Messenger RNA from Homalodisca vitripennis (glassy-winged sharpshooter), 4590 nucleotides. It is a transcript of the gene Sys1, whose product is annotated as protein SYS1 homolog. Gene Ontology annotation, cellular component: Golgi membrane; trans-Golgi network. NCBI's taxonomy places the organism in Eukaryota, Metazoa, Arthropoda, Insecta, Hemiptera, Cicadellidae. Bases 137 to 649 code for a protein of 170 amino acids. The transcript is spliced from 4 exons. Gene Ontology annotation, biological process: Golgi to plasma membrane protein transport; protein localization to Golgi apparatus; Golgi to endosome transport. The record is from RefSeq and is a predicted model, not a curated record.
GAAACAUUUAUGUAGAAGGCUGUGACAUGUUCACUCACAGUUGGAUUUUGGCCUGUCAAAUAAAAUGACAAUUAAAAUUAGGUUGUAUGAGGUUAUUAUAAAAGUACAGAUAAAAAGGUGAAAUCAGAUUUGAAGAAUGAUUACAUUAAGUUCCAGAUCCGAGUCAAAGAUGACAAAGUUGACGGGUCAGUUCCGCAGCUCUCAAUGGGACCCUCUACUGAUAGUUGCACAGAUCAUAGCUCUACAGUGUGUUUACUACGUUGCUCUGGGGCUGUGGCUCGCUGCUGUCAAUUUACUGGUCGGCACAUCAAGAUCACUUGACCAUCUCUUCCGUUACCAAGAAAUCCAUGUAAGAGAUGUCCCUGGUAAACUAAUCAUUGCAUCAUUUGUACUCAACUCUCUAACAGGGGCGUGUGGACUGUGGUGCCUGGUACAGAGGACGAAGCAGUGUCUUGACUUCUCAUGCACAGCCCACCUGAUACAUCUUCUGGCUUGUUGGUCCUACAAUGGUCAGUUUCCUCUUUCCAUCAGCUGGUGGCUGCUGCACAUCGCCUGCCUUGCCAUCAUGUGUAUCUGUGGCGAGUUCCUCUGCAUGCGCUCCGAGCUGAAGGCCAUCCCCCUCAACUUAGGACCCAAGGCGGAUUUAUAACCUCGGAGAUCACCGUACACUUUGUGUACCCAUCAUCAUUCGCGAUGACCUAUCACUUCGCACUAGGUUUCGCAGAGAAACCACAGAGUCGAAGUUGGACGUAAACUGCAAGGCCUAUAAUGUUUUCACACUAAUUUCUUACAGCUUCAAUUAGUGUUGUGUAAGAUUGAUAUUUCAAAAUUACUUUUAAGUUUUCUACAUAAUUUCUGCUCUUGUGACAAAUUUCAUGGUUAUUGUGCUUAUAAAAUAUUAAAAGAAAGCAAUUUACCAAAGAUGGAUCUACUUGGUAACAUGUGCCAUAUAUUGAAAUUGAACUAUUACAUUUAUAAUUAAACAGCUAUUUGUUCUAUACGCUACCAAAGUAGAAGAUUUCAAAAAGUAAAUACAAGAAAAAGUGUAAAAAUGAGCUGAUGAAUAUUUUACUUCUGUUCUGUCCCUUAUUUAGUAUGUUUUUUUUUAUAUAUUCCAUAUCUGUGUAUGAGUAUAAAAUAGUGAAAUUGGUUUACAUUGAAGUCUUGAAAGUAUUAACACUUCUUAUUAUAUUUAUCUAUAUAAGAGGUUCUACCUGAAAGGUAUUUUAAUAUGCAGAUGUAAUGAAAAUAUGAGAAUAUAUUUGCUACUGAAAUCCUACCACAUACCAUGGAAUUUCAUGUAGAAAUUCUAUCAAAUUAAUAAUUAUAGGAACCAUUUCACUUGCCUUCAUCCUGCCCCUUAACCUCGUACAUACAAUUGUAAAAUGGAUCCGGAAAUUAGAAUAUCUUCUAGUUACCAUGAUUUAUCUAUUAAUUUCUGGAAUUGUUUGAUAUUAAAAACUUACAUGAUGAGUAUGAUGUCAUAUUUUUCACGAUUUCAAAAGUAAUUUUUGUUUGGUAAGAUGGAAAAGAAAAAGCCAAACUUAGUGAACAUAUUUUAUUUGUGUAUACUUUCAAAAGCUAAUACUAUAUUUAAUAUAUGAAGAAAGGUGUGUUUAAGUAAAAGGGAAAAAUCUUUUACUUGUCACUGUCACCAUGUAGUGUUUUCUAUCUGAAAACAAAAAGCCAUACCAUAAAAUUAUAUUUAUUUAAAAAAUGACAUUUUGUUAAAGGAUGUAAAUUAUAAAAUAGUUUGGUUGUAGUUAAAAAACAAUCUGACUUGCAGUGAUAUGAUGUCUUGAAAGUGCGCUUCAGGCACUUCACUUUUGCAGACUUCUCCUCGGUGCUCCGCACAGAACUUAGUGUCACACUUGCUGCAGUAGUUGUCAUUCUUUGCUUUUCAGCUGGACGAAUUUUGCAAGUUUUUCUCUUUUUAUUUACCAUGGGAAGAACUGGAAUUGCUGCUUCUUUUCAUCCGAGAUCACCGAGAACCAUACUUCUUAACUCCCUUGAAAGAUUUCUAAUUGUUAAGCAUUGUUCUAGCCAUGGAUUAACUACUGCUGAUACAACUUAUUCAAAAUUUCUCCUUGUCAUGGUUGACUUUUUUUUAGAACUCCCAAUUUAGAACUCAAGUCCCAAUUCAAAAUUACAAGUGAGUUUAUUUUUCCUGACAUUCAAGUCGUAGAAAAUAUAAAGUGGGCUUGUUUUACCUUUUCUUGAGCACGAUCUGACUGAACACAUUUGGUCCAUAGUAUCUACUCCACCUUUGGUUUUAUUAUACAGUAGUGAUCAAUCAUAAUGGAUUUGUCAUUAUUUCGAUUUACUCCCUGGUUUUGGUGCAUUGCGGAAAUCAGGCAAACCACCUAGUUCUUCUUAGCCAAAUGUGAUAAAAGUGUUAAAGUGUCACUGAAAAGGUAUUUUGAGUCACCUAUGUCUCUGUUCUUUGCUGAUUUCAUACUCAAAGUAUCUAUAGUUUGUCUAAAUGGGCUGUUCCCAAAACUGUUAGCUUGUAAGGCUCCUUGAGUAUUUCCUCAGGGAAUGGAAUGGUUGUAAACCAAUUAUCCAUUAUGUUGUUGUUUGACUUGUGAAUAGAAGCUGUUAACUUUUAAGCAUAGAUGUGAGAAAGGGGUCCUUUAACUGGUGUAUUUUUUCCUAAAUAUGGCUAAGCAACUAACAUGUAACUGGAACCAGUGUCACAAAUCAUAAUGAUUUGAAAACCAUAUUUGGUUGGUUUUUUAGGCAUACACAUUUUGAAUCAACAUCUGCCUUUAAAUAAGAGAAGUUGUCAUCAAUUGUAAGAUAUGGGCCAGCCUCAUUGUCAAUGCACAAUUUCAUGAAUGAUUCCCAAAGGUUCCUUUGUAGGUGCUAAGCUGUCUAUCACUACUAUCUCAUCUUGAGUAGUUUUGUCAUUGAAUCUUUGAAAAUCCAAUAAAGAUUUAAAUAGCUUUUCACUGAAGCAAGCUUCAUAAACAAUCAUUUACAGAAGAAUAAAACAUUACUGCCAUAUUUAAGCUGUUUUAAGAGCAGAAAAUAUCAGAACACCCAGAAGUGCCUUUAUCUCUGUGGGAGAGGUUUGACUGUUUGAAAAUUGAAUAGUUAAUUAGCCUUCAUUCGUUUGAGUAAAAGUUAACUUUAUCACAGUUUCAAAAGGAAAAACAACAGAAAUGCAUCCAAAGGUGUUAGAGCAUCUUUACACUUACUCUUAGGCUGUUGUCGGAUGUUAGAAACAUUUCUAGAGUCACUUCUUGUACUAACGGUUGACAACUCUUCAAUCCAGGAAUGAAAAUUUUUUCAUUUUAUUAUUUUUGUUGUUUGUUACACAGUCGAUCUUGCAGAUCCAGGACUAGCAGUAAGAGUAGUUAAAGUAUCACUGCUGUCAGGGCUUGGCUGAGUAUGGCAAGUAUUAUUACUACCAGGAUCAGCAGAUGGAGUUUGCUACAGUUUGUUUCACAACUAGAUAGUGUCCAUUGCUUGUAGAACUUGCUAAUCGGAGGUGUGUAGGCUAACCAUUCCUAGUGUGAUGGUGAAUCUUUGUCAUGUCCCGCAUAAUGAUUACGUUUUCUUUUGAAUUUUUUACACAAUUCAUCAUCUGAAGAUGAAGGUUCAUGGUUGUCACUUCCAUAUUAUGACUAAAAUAUUAUCUUCUGAUUCACUUCCACUAUUUUCCUCAUCUUUGUCUGUACCAAAGCAUUCACUAUGUAAAAGUCUGAUGAUGGCAGUCUCAUUUUAUGAAAAAAACUAAUUGUAAGGGCAAAAAACACAGUAAACCCUAACAAAACUGAGCAAAAUAAUGAACUUGAAAUAUUGCAUUACAUUUUGACACUCUAAACAUACACAAACUAUGCUUUGAUUUAAAAAUCAAAUUAUAGCUGAAACAGCACCACGUGAAAAAGUUACACUUUUGUUAUGAUGUAAUAUUCAGAAAGUGACGUCAAGGGCUCAAUAAUGGGACCUGUGUGCAAGAUGGUUUGAAGCACACUGACCUUGGGAGAGUAAUGUAGCAGUAAUGUGACUUUGUAGUGGCCAGUACAAUCUACAAGACAACUAGUUCUAUACAAUCAUAUUUGUGUUUCUUAUAAAAAUCAUGACAUCACACCAUUCCAGAGUUAAACUAUGCUUUUGGUGUGCCUUUUAAAAAAGGAGAUGCGUGCAACGCUCCCAUUAUACUGAAGAUAGUUGUGUGUGAAAUAUGAGUAAAUAAAUUAAUAAACUUUAAAAUCAAGUCAUGAAUAUAUUCUUUUGUUUUAAAUAUAUAUAUCCAAAAUGAAUCUUUUAUCUAAUACAAAUUCAAACUGUAAAAUUUUGUGUAUCUUAAAAUUAAGAUUUCAUUAUUAUUUUGAUCAUCAACUGAAAGAUCUAAUAACAUUUUCCUGAAAGAGCAGUAGAAUUCCUUUAAAGUAGUAUAUAAGUAAAUAACCAUGAAAUCUUUCUUAAAUUUAGCUCACUGCUUUAAUAACAAGCAACUGCAAAAAGAAUAUAAAAGAAGAUGAAUGUUAGAAUAUAUCAUCCAACAAUAAGAAUGGUAUUUGAUGUUACUUCUACAUCCUUAUUCUUUGUUUGAUUAAAAUCACUUUACAUUGACCACUUGCA